Molecule: messenger RNA, 2001 nt
Organism: Leishmania mexicana MHOM/GT/2001/U1103
Lineage: Eukaryota; Euglenozoa; Kinetoplastea; Trypanosomatida; Trypanosomatidae
Product: vesicular transport protein (CDC48 homologue),putative
Exons: 1
Coding region: 1-2001 (666 amino acids)
Biological process (GO): ribosome biogenesis
Cellular component (GO): nucleus
Molecular function (GO): RNA binding; preribosome binding; ATP hydrolysis activity
Source: RefSeq, a predicted model, not a curated record
AUGUCGGACAUGAGUGACCGCCUCAAGGGUAAGCUGAAGCACAUGGCUCGGCAGACCCCCAAUGGGUACCGUAAGCAGCGCCCCGGCAGCGGCCCACGGCACUUCGCCGACGACAACUACCCUUUUCAAGGAAAGCGGCCGCGUGAGGAGGAGGAGGAAGGGCCGCAGGGUAGCAAGUCCGGCAGCAGCCGCGCUCACAGUGGCAAGGAGGCGGGAAAGAGCGCCAGCGGCGACGGAGAGAGCGAGGUGCUCGGUGUCAUUCCGAAGAUCACCCUUGAAGACAUGGGCGGCUUGGCCAAGGAGCUGCCGGUAAUAAAAGAGCUCAUUGAGCUGCCCAUCCGCAUGCCGCACCUCUUUAACUGCCUCGGUGCAGAUCCGCCGUGCGGCGUCCUGUUGCAUGGCCCGCCGGGUGUCGGCAAGACAAAGCUCGUCCACGCCAUCGCCGGCUCGCUGCAGGUGCCCCUCUUCUUUGUCUCGGCGCCGGAGAUCGUCUCCGGCAUCAGCGGCGACAGCGAGGCAAAGCUGAGGAACUUGUUCAUGGACGCCAUAGCGGCGGCGCCAAGCAUUGUUUUCAUCGACGAGAUCGACACCAUCGCGGGCCGUCGCGAGGACGCCCAGCGCGCUAUGGAGAGUCGCAUCGUUGGGCAGCUGCUUACUUGCAUGGAUCAGGUGUCGCAGGCGUGGCGACAGCACAACAAGGUGGUUUGCGUCAUGGGGGCGACAAACCGCCCAGAAGCGUUGGACACGGCGCUGCGCCGCGCCGGCCGGUUCGAUCGGGAAAUUUCCCUCGGCAUCCCCUCAAUCGACGAGCGACAAAGCAUCCUCAAUAUCAUCUGCGCGAGAAUCAACUUGUCCGACGGCGUCGAUUUCUUCGAGCUCGCCAAUAUGACCCCUGGCUACGUCGGCGCAGACCUGCACCUUCUCGUCAAGGAGGCGUGCAUCCUCGCCAUCCGCCGCAAGUACAAGGAGCUGGACGAGCGUGGCGCUGUGGGUGAUGUAAAGACGGAAGAGCUCUCCGGGUUCUGCGUCACGUUCGAUGAGCUGAAGGAGGCGACGACGCGGGUGCAGCCGUCGGCGAUGCGGGAGGGCUUCACGACGAUCCCGAACGUUUCCUGGGACGACGUCGGCGCCCUCGAGGACGUGCGGGAGGAGCUCAUGACCAGCAUUUUGCAGCCUAUCCGCGCCCCGAAGCUGCAUCACCGCUUCGGUCUCGACCAUCCCGUCGGCGUGCUGCUCUACGGCCCACCGGGCUGCGGCAAGACGCUGGUCGCAAAGGCAAUCGCGAACCAAUCAGGCGCCAACUUUAUCUCCAUCAAGGGUCCAGAGCUGCUCAACAAGUUCGUCGGCGAGAGUGAGCGCAGCGUGCGGAUGGUCUUCGCGCGUGGGCGGGCUAGCGCCCCAUGCGUCCUCUUCUUUGACGAGCUAGAUGCACUGGCACCGCGCCGCGGGUCGGACAGGGCAAACCCGAGCAGCGAGCGCGUAGUGAACCAGCUGCUGACUGAGCUGGACGGCGUGGAGGGGCGCAAGGACGUUUACGUGAUUGGGGCCACGAACCGCCCCGAUAUGAUUGAUUCCGCCAUGCUGCGUCCAGGUCGCCUGGACAAACUGCUAUACGUGCCGCUGCCGUCGCCUGCGCAGCGUGAAUCGAUUCUUCGGACACACGCCCGCAAGUACCCGGUGGAUGCCGAGGUGAACCUGGAAAGGCUGGCGCAUGACGAGCGGCUCACCGGCUUCAGCGGCGCCGACUUGGCUGCCCUAAUGCGCGAGGCGUCGCUGACCGCGCUGAAGGGCGUGUACAAGUCCUACACAAAGGACGAGCUGGAGGAGCUGGAGCGCGACAUCACUGGAAAGAGCGCCGACACGGCGGAUCUGCCCACCAUUACGGCAGACAACUUCGAGGCGAGCUUGGCAAAGAUCAAACCUUCGGUGUCUGCGGCGGAUCGGGCAAAUUAUGAGAGCAUGAGCAUCGAGAUACGCAACAACGCCAAGAAUACUGGGUAA